Messenger RNA from Macadamia integrifolia, 1411 nucleotides. RefSeq lists its product as uncharacterized. Gene Ontology annotation, cellular component: chloroplast thylakoid membrane. The transcript has 4 exons. NCBI's taxonomy places the organism in Eukaryota, Viridiplantae, Streptophyta, Magnoliopsida, Proteales, Proteaceae. The record is from RefSeq and is a predicted model, not a curated record. Bases 14 to 925 code for a protein of 303 amino acids.
AGCCGAGCCGAAGAUGGGAUCAUUGUUAGAAUCUCUCUCUAUCUCUCAUUUUUUAACCAAACAAAUGUUGCAGUCUCUUCAGCUCCUUCCCUACAACUUCCUCUCAGCUCUUUCUCCUCCCUCCUAUCCAUCUUUAACUACCAUUUCUUCUUCCCCUUCUUCUUCUUGCUCCUACAGAGGCACCUUUGUCAGCCGGGAUCGCAGCCAACUCCGAACCAGACCCGGACCUUUGCAUGCCCAGCUCUCUGAGCCCACCACGGCAACGACAGAAACCCCACCGGAAGAUGGACCAAUCGAACUUCCUUCGUCUUCAUCUUCAUCCAUCUUCGCCACCACUGAUGACCCAUCUCCCAUCCAAGUCGCUGCCAGCGUACUUCUCACUGGCUCUGUCUCUGUUUUCCUUUUCCGCGCACUGAGACGUCGGGCCAAACGAGCUAAAGAGUUGAGAGUAAGGUCCGGUGGUGUCACCAAAAGGACUCUUAAGGAUGAGGCAUUGGAUAGUCUCAAGGCAAUGAAGCCGACCUCAGGUGAGGAAGGGUCCACUCCUUCCCCUGCUCAGGCAUUGUUGGGAGGAAUCACAGCCGGUGUCAUCGCCCUUUUGCUUUAUAAGUUCACCAUCACUAUCGAGGCGGCACUCGGUCGGCAGACUAUCUCUGAUAACUUCUCGGUUCGUCAAAUAACGAUAACAAUAAGGACCAUAGUGAAUGGGUUGUGCUAUCUGGCUACAUUUAUUUUCGGCAUCAAUUCUAUUGGUUUACUCCUCUACUCUGGGCAGCUGGCAAUCAACUCCUUCAUGGAAGACACAAGUGAAGCAACUGCAGGUAAAAAUGGGCAGAAAAGCAAAGAAAGUCCAUCAACUGAGCUGCCUGUAGGAAAUGACAAAUCCAGCAGCGCUGAAGGGGAGCAAGCUUCUGAUGAGACGUAAAUAGUCCUAAAGAAUGAUGGGAAACACUGCAAUCACAUUUCAUUUACUGAGAUUCUUGGGGAACAUGGAAAGCAACAGCAGCGAUAGGUACCUAAGUUCUGAUUUGAUUGAAUAAUGGAAGACAUGAGCACUUGUAUCACAGAGUGUAUCUAUUUCCUUGAUCAAAAUUCCGCACCAUUUUCUGAUUUGAUUGAAUAGCUUUCAUUUGCCAUGGAGUAUGGCUUGAGUUGUCGCCAACAAUCUGGAGUAUCAAAUUAAAUUACGCCUUUUUUCAGGGUAUUUCCGUGUGUAACCAAGCUGGUUAAAACAGAUUUUUGUAACCUCUUUUUUUUACCCUUGCCCACAUCACUUACACUGGUGUGGAUGAGGUCAUUUUUGUAUUUCUUUGUCCUCUCUGCUUAUUUGUUUCAGAAUUGGAAUGUAGAGCUUUCAUGGAGGAAUGGAUUUAAGUCGGAAACAUUCAAUACAGUCGGCAUUUGGUACUCA